This is a messenger RNA of Mya arenaria, 677 nucleotides long. Its product is annotated as perlucin-like protein. Bases 84 to 620 code for a protein of 178 amino acids. The record is from RefSeq and is a predicted model, not a curated record. NCBI's taxonomy places the organism in Eukaryota, Metazoa, Mollusca, Bivalvia, Myida, Myidae. Gene Ontology annotation, molecular function: signaling receptor activity. The transcript has 6 exons.
UAUUUUUCAUAUAUAAUUCAUAACUUAACUUAAAUCAACAAAAUAGAUUCAAAUCAGAGAGACUUUACUUGUGUAUAUGUAUAAUGGAUGCUUUGUUGGCGACGUUAACACUCGUGGCAUUGAUAGCAGUGAGCGGGGCAAGCUCCACGUGUUGUAAGAACGGCUGGCUGCCAUACAAGGGUUCAUGCUACUAUUUCUUUGACGAGAACCUUCUCAACUGGAACGAUGCCUUGACAUUUUGCAAGAACAAGGAUGCUGAACUGGUCACUGUAGAAACAGCAAAUGAGAACCGAUUCCUCGUGCAUUUUGCAGGGAAGCUUUUCCGCAACACCACUCAUAGUCGGGUGAACACAAUGUUUUGGCUUGGAGCGAGUGACGACGACAUUGAAGGAAUAUGGAAGUGGGUGGCUACAGAUGAGGAGCUGAACUUCGAGAAUUGGGAUGUUAGCAACAACCAGCCUUCCAGUAUCCAUGACAACCACGAGGAUUGUCUGGUUAUAAAAGGUGAAUACGACUUCAUGUGGCAUGAUGUGGAGUGUGAUGCUGAGCAUGGCUUCCCCUUGUGUGAAAUGCAAGGCACUAGCACAGGAGGUACGAACCCGCUCUCUGCUAUUGGAUAGAUUAGUCUUAAAUGUACAGGUAGAUUGACAAAAUAAAAAAAGAUAACAUUGAUAACA